Messenger RNA from Talpa occidentalis (Iberian mole), 1611 nucleotides. It is a transcript of the gene GCHFR, whose product is annotated as GTP cyclohydrolase I feedback regulator. Bases 84 to 338 code for a protein of 84 amino acids. Gene Ontology annotation, biological process: negative regulation of biosynthetic process. Gene Ontology annotation, cellular component: nucleus; cytoplasm. Gene Ontology annotation, molecular function: GTP cyclohydrolase binding. The record is from RefSeq and is a predicted model, not a curated record. Lineage: Eukaryota; Metazoa; Chordata; Mammalia; Eulipotyphla; Talpidae. The transcript has 3 exons.
CCGAGUAACGGGACUUCAGACUGCGGGUCUCAGUCCCGGAGCCCGAGGGGCUGGCGUCGGCGCCGGGCCAGGACGAGCGCACCAUGCCCUACGUGCUCAUCAGCACCCAGAUCCGCGUGGAAGUAGGCCCCACCAUAGUGGGUGAUGAGAACGCGGAUCCAGAGCUGAUGCGACAUCUGGGGGCCACAAAAAGAAGUGUCCUGGGAAACAACUUCUCUGAGUACUACGUCAAAGACCCUCCUCGAAUAGUCCUGGACAAGCUGGAAUGCAAGGGCUUCCGUGUGCUCAGCAUGACAGGAGUGGGCCAGACACUGGUGUGGUGCCUGCACAAGGAGUAACCCUCUCACAUUUUUUGAAAUGGUUGCCAUGGGCCCUGACCCUAAGCCUCUGCCUCAUCAUUGCCCUACUUCUCUCUUCCCAAGUCAUCACUUUCCAUAGCCCAGCACCACAGGACACUGAAUGGCUUCCUCUGAAACUGGCUUCAGCCUGUGGGGGAGGGCAGGAACCCUUGCCUUGUCCUGCCAGCUUCAAGGGCCCUGGGGGAGGCCACUUUCUGUGGAUAGGCUGAGGGGUGGGCAAGAGCUAGGCUGUGCCCCUGGCCGGGAGCUGGGCACCAGGGGACAGCACAGCCCCAGGACUGGGCGGUGGGUGGGUCCUAUGUUGCUGAUCCCAGCCAAUAAAGGACUGUGAUGAGUGGUUGCUGCUCUGCUCUGUUGGCACCGACUUGCACUGCGUGCAGUGCCUCCCUGGGGGCUUGCCCACUGCCUGGAGAAGGAGAGCCAGGUCUGGGUGGCACCCUCGGAGAGAGAGCCCAGAAAGCAGGGCCAUGCUUGGCAAGCCAGCACCCUACAUCUCUGUAUGCAAUAGAGGUAGACUCCAAAAGAAAAAGUUUAUUGGUGACAUUGGAGAAAAGGGCUACGGGUGUGAGGCUAUGUGGGCUGCCCCGCCUUGUCCUCUUUCUGCAUCUGGGCGAUCAGCUGUUGCCGCUCAGCUGCCUGGCGCAUGCGCAUCAUGACGAGGCUCUCGUAGUCCCUCUCUGACACCAAUGAGCCCUGGGGACAGAGCGGGGGACAGGAAGCCUGGGUCAGGGUAGCGGGGCACAGCCCUACAACGUGGGUCUCAGAGGACAGCCUUCAGCAGAGCUACGGUCAAGAGUCAAGGAGGGAGGAUGCCAGGAACAUCCUGGAACAUCCUGUAUCCCAAUUCACCCAUGUUCCUUCAAAGGAAGCAGCACUGAGUACUACGUCACCACCAGGCCGGCGUCUCAGCUGGCGCCCACUUCAGCCUGUCUCAACCAGUUAUCACCCCCACCUCCCCCUUCUCAGACCCUUCACAUCCAUGCCAGCUCUGGCUCAUCUCUUCCGUGUGAAUCACUUCCUCUUGCUCUAGCCGGGCCCCAUCCCCCUUCAUUUCCUCGCAGUCCUUCAUCUGCCAUUCCUUUCCUCCCCCCACACCUGCUCCGCACGGGUUUCCUUCAAGUGAGGGGACACUGUCAGAGGUGCAAAAAUCCACUCUGCUCUUCCAGAUGGGGCCAAGAGCACCUCCCCCUCCCACCUGCCCGCCUCCCUGAGGUCCCUCCAGCCAAGGACCUGGGAGAGGGGAGCCCUCCCC